GAAAGUUUGAUUUAUGUUCUAUUGGUCUCUAUGAUAACAUUUUUGUAUUUUGUAUACAUACUGUAUAUUUUUAUAUUAUUAUGUCAUGUGAACACUCUACUUUGACUAUUUUACGUACUGAUCUUUCUAUUAUAUAGAUAUUUCACCUGUACCUCACUAAUGGGAUGUUUAACUAUGAUUGAUGUCCAUAAUUGACGUCGGUAAUUGUCCCUUGAGGCGAAGAGAUUUUUGUAAAUACGCCGCUUCUAAACUUUAUUUCCGGUGUGAGAAACCAGAGAGAAACGUAAAUAUCCACAAAUAGUGAAGUUCAUUGAAGCGUUCGUGAAUUUUUUGGUUUAGACUUCCCAGAGUGCAGCCCCCCCACCAAAAACAAAACAAAACAAAACAAAACAAAAACAAAACAAAAAAACACAUAUGUCAUUAUAUUGAGAAAAAAAAUCACUUCAGUCCAGAACAGAAAUGUAGGAGACAAUAGGUUUUAACUUAAAAAAUACGCAGAGAAAUAGGUUGAAGCAAGAAAUCUCGACCCAGAUUCUCACGUUUUUUGUCAGUUACGGCUGAUCAAACGAAUUGCAGGCUCAAGUGAUGAGAGAUGAUGGCGACUAUCUGCAACUCCUACGGGAUCGAGUUGUAUUUCACAUGAUAAAUAGAGUUAGUUGUCUUACAGUUUUGGCACUUCUUCAUCUUCGAUGAGACAUCUGUCCUGUUGAAAAUGUUGAAUAUGUAAUUUCUGGACUACUGUUUUGGAUGAUUGCUCCAGUUUAUCGUUGAAAGAUUCUCUUCUGAGCCGACGCAUAAACUUUACACUUCAUCAUUUUUGAUCCACUUCAACAGUUGUUUACAAGGUUCAACACGACUCAUCAAGGUUGCAAAAUGGCGCCAGGAGAUAUUGAUAAGCAUAACAUUGUUCGUUGGAUUAUCAGAGUGAUUACUUGCAACUUUGGACGCUAAAGAAAUCCGUAAAACGAUGAUGAUGGAUGACUAUGAUGACGGGGAUGAUUCCAAUAAAAAUCCAUUCCAAGAAAAAGGACCCUCUGUUCAUAGAAGAGCAACAAGAAAUGAGAGUGAGAAGAAGCGCAGAGACAAGCUUAAUAUAUACAUACAAGAGCUUGCUUCAAUGGUGCCAUCAUGUUUUUCUUCAAAAAAGAAACUUGAUAAAACAUCUGUACUAAAGAUGACAGUGAAUUUCAUGAGAAUGCACAAUGAUUUGACUGGGUCAGUAUUGGGCAACGAAUAUGGUCUUCAUUUAUCAUUUCUUACAAGUGAUGACAUUGGUGACCUGAUGGAUAAGUCCCUGAAUAGUUUUCUGUUUGUAUUGUCAAGUUCUUGGAAAAUUGUCUAUGUGUCAAAGAGCAUAACUCCAAUUCUUGGUUUGGAAUGGGACCAAAUCGAAGGUUCCAACUUUAUGAACCUGGUUCAUCCAGAUGACAAAGACAUUGUUAUCAAUGAGUUGAAUUCAGAAGAUAAAAGUGUGUACUUGGCCUCAAGUUCUAAUGGUAUUCACAAGAUACCAAAAAAGCCAAGUCGUCAUGUCUUUGAUAUACGUAUGACAUGCAGCCCUUCCAAUCAAAGAGUAGAGAAUGUAGAUCUGUAUGAAAGAGUUCAUGUUCUUGGAUAUACAGACACCUGGGAAGUGAAAAAGGCAAACAGCGUAGAAGAACAAAAUGCGAAUGGCAGUGAACUAGUACCAAGAGAUAAACCUAUCCCUAUAAAAGCAAAGCCUCUGUACUUUGUUGCUGUGGGAUUCCUGUCUCGACCUGCUGUACAGCGGUUUGUGGAUAUUGACAAAUCGUUGAACAUGGAAUUUGAAUCAAGACACACUAUGGAUGGAAAGUUCUUGUUUGUUGACCCGAGGUCUAUAACAAUGACUGGAUACUUGCCUUAUGAACUGCUUGGUACGUCAAUCUACAACUACGUCCAUCAUGAUGAUAUGCACGUGUUUGCCAACUUUCAUCAAUCGUUGUUGGAAUACGGCGAAUGCAAAACAGAACCAUACAGAAUGAGAUCAAAAGGACAUCAGUGGAUCUGGAUGAAAAGUCGUAGCUUUAUAUCAUACAACCAUUGGAAUUCAAAGCCAGAGUUCAUUUGUAGUACUAACAUGGCUGUUUGCGAUCGUCAAGAAAUGAAGAUACAAGAUAAACGUUGUAUGUACACUGAACGCACUAGUAGUAGUGGUCUGGACAACAUUUAUCAAGACAACACUGCUUUACCACUUCUAUCAACUCAGAGCCUACAGGAGAUUCUACCAACGGAUCGAACAUAUCAAGAUGAGAAAGAGCUGGUUCCUUUCAACAGCAGCAUUGACUUCUUUGGCAGCAACUUGUCGGACACAUCUUCCCAGCAAAAAAGUGACUCUUGCGAUGAGCUUGGUGGUCGUCAGGAGGAAGACUCGGACAGUGUCGACUCGGUGGAUUUAUCGAUGUCAUUUGAAGAGCUGGAAAGUUUUAUCGAAGCACAACGUCAGUUGCAUGAUCAAUUAAUGACAAAACACACGGUACUAAAAGACGCUAUUGUCAAACAAAAGCAGCAGCUUCAAGCUGUACAACAACAGAUGUUACUAAACCUACAGGCACAACUAACAAUCGAUCCAUCUAAAAAUCAUCAAGUGUUUGAAGAACAAUUCCGCAAGGCGAAAGAGGUUAGCGAAAUGCAAGAAAAACACGAAACGAGACAGAGAGAACUCGUAAAGUCUUUGAAAGAAACACGAAGAAAGGUUGAAAGGCAUAAUAGACAGCAACUGAAACGUUAUCGAGAAAAACGAACUAAGAAUAGAAGCAGUCAUUCCUUAACCACAUCUGAAGUAAAUACAUUAUCGUCACCUUCCGAUCAGCGAACCACUAUAAGAACAAACAUACAAAGGCUUCGUUCCCCUCCUUUGCCUCAACCCAAAGUUACUGUUGCAGGACAGAUUCAAAGUCUCCCAGUCAAUGAGCAAAACCAAGAACGAGCGUUUUCAACGAUUGGUCAAGGUAGAUCUGUUGGGGAUAGUCAACGAUUCGUUGCGCAAACUUUGAAUCCCCAACAAGAACACCUUACUCAUUUAUCGAAUACGCCACAAAUCGAGUUCCAAGUCUCAAGUUCAUUCACAACACAACCAAACGUACAACAGUCACCUGGAACACUAAGUAAUAUUCAAAACCUACUGACAGCAUCGUCUCAGAACCCCCAGGCAAUGCAGAAACUAUUGUCCGGUUUAAGUUCUCAACCAGAUGUCGCGCAAACUUUGUUAAACCUUCUGAAACAAGCACAAUCGUCUGAGUCUAGCGCGGCGGAAUCUUUGUUAUUCAAUCAAAAUCUUCAGCAGACGACAGAUCAGUUCAGUGCUGCACUCAACACUGUAAAUAGAACUACUAGUAAUCAAAUGAUGUAUCAAACUAAUGUAGGAAACCUGCAAGAAAUACAACAGCAGGCGCAACGCCAUCAACAUAUACAACAGCAGCAACAACAGCAGCAGCAACAACAACAACAGCAGCAACGACAACAGCAACAGCAGCAGCAACAUCAACAAUUUCAGCAGCAGCAACAACGAAUGAGCAACGUACGGGUGGCAAACCAAAAAAUGACUUUCUCCUCAAGACGCCAAAUACGUCAAACAUCUGAGAGCAGUACUGUGACGUGGACGUCAACCGAAGCACAAGGCCGAAACAACGAACAAAGUGGGAUCAAUGAUAUUUCUGCUUUAAAUGAGAACCAACGACUUGUAAGCACACCUAAUCAGUUUCAAAACUCAAAUAAUGAAAAACAAAAAGAAACAGCGAGGCAAAAGGAUUAUUUUUCAAACUUUACAUCGAAAGAAUUGGAAGCCAUGUUUUUAGCAACACCCCAACAAAAACACGCUCGUCCAUCGACGAGUGCGGCGCCAUCGACCUCAUCAUGCAGUGUAGAUGAAGCAAAACUUCAUGAAGAAGAAGCUUUCAGUACUCCAUUACUCGUUCAUCAACAACAACUUAUGCAGAUGCAUGAGGAUCAAAGAAAACAACUUCUCAUUCGACAACAAGAGCAACUGUUAAUGUCGUUCCAACAACCCAAACCUGAACAACAAGAUGCCAACCAACAAACAAUGUUUAAUCCUUUCAAUCAAAACUCGCCGUUUCUUUCUACUGCUCAACCAGGAAUGUCUACAGCAGGUACUCAGCCAUCGAGUGGCACUGCUCAUCCAUCUGCGUCCGCAUGGGAUUCUGGGACAAACUUUGAACUGAAUGACGCAGACGAAGUGGUUCUUAACAUGCUUUUAGCCCAGUCUUCGAUGGAUACUUUGCUGGAUCCAACACCAUGGCCUGAAACUGACAAUUUACUCGAUUACUUGAACAUGAAUCCUGAUCUUACCUCUGAUUGAUAGUAAUAAAUGUUGGGCAGUGGUGGGUGAACAACGUUUAGCACUAAGAUGGUUACGAUGGUCACAACAGAUGAUGUCGUAAAACGGUUUUUGUCUGUCCACCAAAUGUGUUGUACUCCAAAAACUGUUUCACGGGGAGUGAGCUUAUUAUCAUCGUAACCUUAAUACUUAGAAUCUCCAAACUAGUGGCCAGCUAGACAUUAUCGCAGUAUAAAAACAAUCUAAUUAUCGUGUAAUCUAGUCUACUAUUUAGGACAGGUUUCAGGUGUAUUUGUAUGGUUUCAUUAAGUGAUAACCAAAGGAACGGUGUCCAGAGACAUCGUAAUAAAUAGAACUCAGAGUGCAUUAAAACAAUGAAGAAGCACACUUCAAAAUAAAAACUAAAACGCGCUACAAUAAACAAUUAUACUCGAUCUGUAAGUCGACUGGAGUGUCAAAAGCAGUGUGCAUCAGUACUUAUCAACCCUGUACGUAUACAAUGAAAACCAACCCAGGCUCAUCGAUAUUCUAAGUAUUGGUUAAAAAAUAUAGAGAAGUAAACAAAAGUCGUAUUUAACUUUUCGUUUUACAAUUGUGAGAGCCUGGGCUGUCUGUGGAGAGUAUAUUGGAUGAUACGACGGCGAAUAAGUAUGCGACGACGCAGUAAGGGGCAAGUGAUGGCGAAGUUAUUAGUGUCAUACGAUGACGUCAUUGAAGUAAAGCAAAGCUUAUCAAUUACUCAGUAGUUAAUACCAUUUUAAAAUCUUUAUUACUUUAACAUGUAUAUUUUAUAGUCUAAUAAAUAUUAUAAGCACGAA
Molecule: messenger RNA, 5133 nt
Organism: Exaiptasia diaphana
Lineage: Eukaryota; Metazoa; Cnidaria; Anthozoa; Actiniaria; Aiptasiidae
Product: circadian locomoter output cycles protein kaput
Exons: 15
Coding region: 968-4336 (1122 amino acids)
Biological process (GO): regulation of transcription by RNA polymerase II
Cellular component (GO): transcription regulator complex; cytoplasm; aryl hydrocarbon receptor complex
Molecular function (GO): DNA-binding transcription factor activity, RNA polymerase II-specific; RNA polymerase II cis-regulatory region sequence-specific DNA binding; protein dimerization activity
Source: RefSeq, a predicted model, not a curated record